AUGUCUGAUAUGAGAAGUGUCACAGAACCUUCGACACCUCGACAUCGAAUCUCUGUAGUUGAUACACUGGGAUCAAAUCAUUCACUACCUCCGAUAAAUAAGGCAGACCUUCUAUCUUCAACUAUUCCUUACAGAAGUUUGGAUCCACCCUUAUUCAAUCUUAGAAAUAUACAUUUGCCACCAAAUGAACUCACCGAAGCAACAGCUAAACUUUCACUGCAAAUUCAAGAACAAGGUAGUCGACCACGUUCGAGACCAAGAUCUAGACCCUCUACUCCUGGAAGAAGAAUAUCAGGAUCACACUCGCGUAUCUUAUCGCAAAAUUUCAAUGACAGAAGAACCAGUGAUUUACUAGCCAGAAGAAGACGCUCGUCAAUGAUUCGAACUAAUACUGGAGCUGUGGUUUAUGGUCCUCAUUAUGUUGGCCCGAUAACGAUUGACUACUUGAGAUUUAUUUGUAGAGUCACAGUGCGACAAAUCGAGAGAGACAAGAUACGAAAAGAAAGUUUUCAAAUGCAUAAACCGAAUAGUGAAAUCGAGAUAGCACUGUUGCAAACAAAUCUCGAUCUGAAUGGAGAUCAAUUGAAUGAACCAAAGUCAGAAAGGGACCUUAGUCCAGAGACACCACAACCAAGAAACAUAGACUUUUCACCACCACGUCCUAAUAUUCCUAAUGAAUUUGACCAAUCUCUUCCAAUUCCCAACGAUAUCGAGGGAAUACUUAAAUCUCCUAUUGGAUAUAAUAAUGAGCAACAGGCAUCUCCUCCAUCACGAGAUCCUACGCGUACGAAUGAACUUGAAGAUCUGACGUACGAGAACAAAGAAAAUGUUCCAAAUUUCCUAGUUGAGGAAAAAGAAGAGCCUAGAAGUAAGCCUUUGUCCUACUUGGAGAAAAUCUUACUUGCAAACAAAAAGAAAAGACAAUCAAGGGAAGAAAGCAGACAAAGUUCAACAAGAUUUUCAUUGUCAAAAAGUUUAGGAGAGGAGACUCCACAGAGUCCGGAACUAUUUGUAGCAGAAGACUACGAUGAAGAUCAACAUGAGCCACGUAUUACUAAAGACUCUGAAAUAAAGGGUGAUAAUUUCAUUGUUGAAUCAGAGCAAAUGAACGCUCUUCCUGAAGAAGUAGAUCAAGACGAACCUCAAGAAAACUUUAAUAUGUACGAUCCUGAUGAAAGAUUCGAAGAUUUUGAAAUACGUAAUGUUCUCAAAGAGACAACUGAAUCACUUUCAAGCCAAAUGGACCGUUCCACAAUACUUGGAGUUGCUCAGCUUACUCCAGUAAGAGAUAUGAGUUAUCUUGGCCCUUCAUUUUCGUCUGGAAGUCAGAUAGUUACACCCCAGCAAGUUAGAGUCAUUGAUUUUGCUAGCGGCGAAUCCCCCUCUGGGAUUAUUCAGGAUCAUUUCACAUUGGACAAUGAUGAACAAUUUACAGAUAUUUUUGAUGUUCCCCAAGAAAUUGAAAAAGAAAAUAUAAAAGAGGGAACUGCUACAUCUAAGCAGUUCGAUGAAGGAUUGCCUGACCUAGCGAUGAAGAAAUCGAAAGCUAGUAGCAAGAACGUAUCGAAACGUUCAAUUCCAAUCAGUACAAUUAAGAGUUUAGUGAAGACCAUUCAAGUUCAUGAUUCUAGUUCAUUUGAUGAUACAACCACUCCUAGUAAGAAAGUGAAAUUAUCAUACAUCAGCCAAGAUAUUUUCAAUCUAAUCCAAGAGAAAUCUGAUAUAUUCUUGACAUCCAUGUUAGAAGAUUUAGACGCCUAUUCUCGACAUAGAGCCAAUGGUAAAAUUUCUCUGAUCAACUUGAGUGAUGUAAUACUAUAUCUCAAACGUACUAAUUUUACUGGAUUAGGUCCCAAUAAGAAGAUGGAAAUCGACAAAAUAUCUCAAAUUGCACAAAAAUUUCUUCCACUAGAAAACCUAAUUGCGUUGGAUAAUAACUUGAGUAAACUUGAUCGAAGAAGUCAUGCAUCGAUUGUAGAGAAUUACAAUGAAGAACUUGUGCAGAAUUUGAACGAGAGCGGCAAUGAUGGCAAUGAAAGCGAAGAGGAUGUGGCGUACAUGCUGGAUUCGGAUAUACUGUCACAGAAUUAUGAUGAUACUUACUUACCAUGA
This is a messenger RNA of Scheffersomyces stipitis CBS 6054, 2112 nucleotides long. RefSeq lists its product as uncharacterized. NCBI's taxonomy places the organism in Eukaryota, Fungi, Ascomycota, Pichiomycetes, Serinales, Debaryomycetaceae. Gene Ontology annotation, molecular function: protein heterodimerization activity. The record is from RefSeq and is a predicted model, not a curated record. The coding region runs from base 1 to 2112 and encodes 703 amino acids. The transcript has a single exon.